Molecule: messenger RNA, 2002 nt
Organism: Marchantia polymorpha subsp. ruderalis
Lineage: Eukaryota; Viridiplantae; Streptophyta; Marchantiopsida; Marchantiales; Marchantiaceae
Source: the annotation of a GenBank genome assembly
UCGCCACUCCCUCACAUUCUGCGCAGCUCUACUUUUAUAAAGCAGAGCAAUGAAGCAAAUACAAAAUGCAAGUCAGCAGCUGCGCAUCGUCGAGUGUGAGUGAUUUGAGUGUCGAUCAGAGUGGGCGUCAACAAUUCGCAUGAGCUUCUGAAUCCUCCAGUCCCGAAAUUCAUCGAGAGAAUUCAUCGAGAGUCCAGUCCAGGGCCUUGUCCAGUUUCACCUGCAGGAUUUAGAAUGGGGAGAGGAGGAGAAGGUUCGGAUGCUGCCGUACAGGCCGAAAGUGGAACCACGCCGAAUCUGGCUGCGUGGGUUUGCGGAGUGAACGUCCUGAAAAUCGAGCCCUUCGAAUUGCCGGCUGUGCUCGGUCCCAAUGACGUGCGGGUCGCUAUCAAAGCCGUGGGAAUCUGCGGCAGCGAUGUACACUAUCUGAAGCACAUGCGAUGCGGUGACUUCAUCGUGAAAGAGCCAAUGGUCAUCGGUCACGAGUGCGCGGGCAUCGUGGAAGAGCUUGGUAGCGCCGUGAGUCACCUUGAAGUCGGCGAUCGCGUUGCCCUUGAGCCUGGCAUCUCUUGUGGUAAAUGUAAGCUGUGCAAGGAAGGAUUUUACAACCUCUGCUGUGACAUGAAAUUCUUUGCAACUCCUCCAGUCCACGGAUCUCUUGCGAACAAGGUCAUUCACCCGGGAGACUUAUGCUUCAAGCUGCCAGAGAAUGUAUCUCUAGAGGAGGGAGCCAUGUGCGAGCCCUUGAGCGUUGGAGUACAUGCGUGUCGCCGUGCCAAUGUGGGGGCUGAGACGCAAGUGCUGAUCAUGGGAGCUGGGCCCAUUGGGUUGGUUAGCAUGCUAGUGGCCCGUGCCUUUGGGGCUCCGAAAAUCGUCCUCGCCGAUGUCCACCCCGAUCGCUUGGCUGUUGCCAAAACACUCGGAGCAGAUGCCACUGUUCUAGUCACGCACAACAUAGAGGAUAUUGAACAGGAGGUCGCAGAAAUUCUGAAGGCAAUGGGUUCCGACAUAGAUGUCACCAUCGACUGCGCUGGCUUCACCAAGACCAUGAGUACAUCUCUCAAGUGUACUCGAUCCGGUGGUAUGGUUUGCGUUGUAGGCAUGGGGGACAAUGAAAUGAAUCUUCCUUUGACACCUGCAGCUGCCCGGGAAGUGGACAUUCGAGGUGUUUUCAGAUAUCGAAACACAUACCCACUGUGCAUCAACCUGCUAACUACUGGUAAGAUUGACGUGAAGCCAUUGAUCACACACAGGUUUGGUUUCAACCAAAAAGAUGUGGAGGAUGCCUUCACCACCAGCGCAUCAGGUGGGAAUGCCAUCAAAGUCAUGUUUAACCUUUAGAGAGAGGGGGAGAGAGAGUUCAGAGUGCACGAAGUUGCACCCGGCGAUGUCAAUAAUCCUCAUGACGAGAACUCAGUAGAGCUCGUCAUGUCCGAUCGGUAAUGUACUGUAGAUUACGGUGGCAGCACAAGUCAUUUCUUACUUCACUUGUGGUCGGAACUAGUCCGAUACUUCGGUUUUCCUUUUUUGCAUCAGCUGAAUGAAGAGUGAGCUGCAACUCAUUGACAUGAGCUCAGCAGGUUGCAAAUCUAGAUUCAGUUUCUGUAUAGCGCCCAUCGGAAUUAGACAUGCUGUCCACACGCCAUUAGAAGAGGUAUAAUUAGCGAAAAGAUAGGACUUCGGCGUAGUGAUUGGGCUUGAUGGGAGCAGCAGGGAAACUUUUUGAGUUGAGCAUGUACUCCACAAUAGCUGACGGCGAUUUAGAAUUUCUUUCACCACACAUUCUGUUUUCCUCGUGGGGUGGUGGGUGGACUCAUGGCAACCUUUGAACAAGACCACAGAUUUGAUAGGAGCAGGAUACGUGCAAGAAAUAUGGUCCUGAAUGUAGUGAACAUCCGAAUCUGGCCAGAGUGAGGCUGACUGCUGUAUAAUAGUGUUGGUAAUAAACGGAUCGAUAAACAUGACGGUCAACUGCCCCGUUGACUAGCUUUUGUGCCUUCAA